Cephus cinctus (wheat stem sawfly) is the source of this 3025-nucleotide messenger RNA. It is a transcript of the gene Cog1, whose product is annotated as conserved oligomeric Golgi complex subunit 1. NCBI's taxonomy places the organism in Eukaryota, Metazoa, Arthropoda, Insecta, Hymenoptera, Cephidae. The record is from RefSeq and is a predicted model, not a curated record. The transcript is spliced from 11 exons. Gene Ontology annotation, cellular component: COG complex; Golgi apparatus. Gene Ontology annotation, biological process: intra-Golgi vesicle-mediated transport. Bases 238 to 2880 code for a protein of 880 amino acids.
AAUUAAUUUUCCAGGAAAACAACGGUCACCCAAGUGAUAUUAGUCAUGAGAUGACAUCUAACGUCCCGUGCGAUGGUACAGCCGUGUGAAAAUCAUCAAAGGUUCAUGAAUUUCUCAAGAAAAAGAUCAACUGUAUCGUCAAAAUGUUGAAUCAACGUGUAAAAUGUAGGAAGAUUAUUUUUCGUGCCGCAAGUGGGGCUUUUCCGCUGAUGUGUCAAAAUUAAAGAAAAAUACGAAAUGCCAGCGCUCAACUUAUUGGAUUUGGAUAUUAAUAAAUUGUUCGAGGAACAUACGAUAAAGGAGAUUGAAGAAAUACAGAAAAAGAUACAAUAUGAGAGUGAUAGAAAGAAAGUCGAGCUCCGAACUUUGGUUGGAGAGCGCUAUCGGGAUUUGAUACAAGCUGCAGAUACAAUAGCCGAUAUGAAGAGGACAUCGGAGGAUGUUAUUACAAGAAUUAUAGACAUGGAAGAUACAUGCCGUACGCUUCAACAAAAAUACCUUAUUGGUUUUAAAAUGGAUUCUGUGGAAAGCACAUCCGAAAGAGAGUCCUGGGAAAUAUCAGACUCGGUUGUAAUGCAAAUCAAAAUUCUUAUGGAUAUUCCUGAGCAAAUUUGGUCUGCCAUCGAUGCACGAGACUUUUUAUUAGCCACACAAUUAUAUAUGCUAGCCCAACAUGUUAAUUAUAGCUUAACAUUUGAAAUUGGAAAUAAUGAAUUGACUAAUAAAUAUCCCAUAAUUGCUAAGCAAUGGGGAGCAAUCAGUCAAUUCAAAAAUGUGAUAUUAAAUGGUUGUAUUGAUUUAUUACAAUCAUUGGAUUUAUCUGCAGAGUCAGCAGCUAACAGUUUGGCUUCCUUAGUACUCUUGGAUGGCGCCUCUUCCUCCGCACUGAUAGAAAAAUUAAUAUCAAUGAGAAGCAAAGCAAUAGAAACCAUAAUCAAAGAUGAGAGUCAUCACAGUGUACGAAAUCGAAUAAAAUUGUGUGUUAAAUUAUUAACACAAACCAUCAUUCUCAUCCGUACCUGUUUCAUAAAAGCCAAUAAUAAAGAAGGGGGUCUUGUAAUGCAGUACAUUAACUCAGUAACUGAUCUUGAUGCAGCCUUCAUGUUCGCACAACUCGACCUGGACAAGGAUUUAGUAAAUAAAUACCUGCCAACUAUCACAAAGAAUCACAAGCCCUUUACGAGGGGCGAAAUCGAAGACUUCUCAAUAACUACGCUUCACGAAAAUUUGAAAACAUGGCUCAGCUGGGUGAAAACAUUUACCACGGUGGAAGUGUCCAAGCUAUUGAACCUGGUGACCUCUGUUCGUGGGAUCUUUAACAUCCGCGAAGAAGCCCUGGCACUGGAGUUUCCAGAUAACUGGAAUACAACCUGGGAAGAAUUAUCUUUGCCCGUUACCAAUUUCUGGGCACAAUUCUUCCAACCUUUAUUAACUGAACGUGCAAAAGGAAUAAUGAACACCAAGUGGACAGAAGCAUUAGCUAAUCUUAAGACUAGCAUCAAGGACCUACUGGGACGUAUCAUCCACGAGAAAUACGACUUCCCCGAGCACGAUCUUCGCUGGUUCGUCUGGAAAGAUUCCCCGAAUGAUAUUCCCCAGAAGUUAUCCAAAAAUGGCGCUCCUGAUAGUAAAAGAUCCUUACUUAUGAAGACAAAAGGAUACUCGCCAAACGUCGUACGUCUCUGCGACGAUUUUGACAAGGAUCUAUUUAACCUACUUCUAGACCUAGAGCAGUAUCUCUACGAGACAGAUCGUACCAGUAUUAAAGAUGACCUCCUAUCUAUGAACAUCUCCCUAGUCUCCAAUAAAUUUGCUGACAGAUCAGUGCUUCAGGAAGAGCUUCAGAGGAUCAGUACAGCAAAAAUCGAGGAACUUACAAGUUUUGUACGCCAGGAAUGCCUUCUGGACAAACCCAAGUUUGGACGUCGUGAUACCAAUGCCAUCUUUAUAGGAAGAUUUCUUCAAGCACUCUGCACUCUCUGUCCCAAUCUGAACAAGUGCUUCACGUUUUCAAAGGUAGCUGGACUGAGUAUCACGAAUGUCAAGUGGCAGAGCAUUUGUGAUAUCCUUAAGGAACAGAGUAUCGUAGCUUGGUCUUCCUGGGCGGAUUCCUAUAAAAUCAAGAUCUGCGAACAUCGUGACAAUCUGUUGAAGAAGGAACCUGUUGAUGGUCUGAGAGUACAUUCCAUUAUCUCAGAGUGGGAGAAAGUUACCAUAGAGGAAGAAGCUGAAGAAGGGAAGAGAAUGAAAUCAGAAAUUUUCGUACCUUAUCAGCCAUCUGUACCUUUGCAAAAAUACCUCGCAGCAGUCAGCAAGGAUUUGAAUAGUGUUAUACCACACACUAUACCCAAGAAAGUUCUUACUGACAUUGUGGAUGCCAUGGUAACAGGGCUCUUUGAUUACUACGGAGAAAUGUCGAAGAAUAGUGAUUUAAGGCAGAAACAGGCAUUUCAGGUCUUUUUUGAUCUGAAGUAUAUCAGUCUCUUGAUGGUUCCGCGUGAGAAUAAGAUAUUGAUUGAAAAUUCUGUUGAAGUAUCCGAUCAUGUAUUGUCAAAGAUUGAUCCUUUUGAUCUUGACGUCUUUUAUCCCUUCAUUCAGACAAAUGUUAAAAGGAGCGUUCAACGGACACUGCUUAUUUUUGGAAGUCUUGUACCACAUUCAGAACAAUUACACUCUAUAUUGGGAGCACGAAUGGAGUAUAGUUCAGAAGGUGGAAAAUCUGUAACAGAACCUGCAGGAGUCUUAGCAGUUUGUACCGGAGCACCCUGGUUUCCAUCACUGGCAGUGACUGCUCCAGCAAGAAAUUUACCAUUGGCCCCGGUGACAAUACCAGAUAAGAAUCAGAUACGUGAUUGCAACUGGUAUAUUCGAUUAAUAUGAAUUUGCGUAAGAAGACUACACUUAAGAGCCACAACAGAAAUGAUUCUACAGGAGCUACAAUAAAAUCUGGAGCAGCAGCAUUCUUUGGAGCUAUGGGAACUGAUUGGUUUGGCACCAGUUAACCAGUGUACAAGUAUUUUAUCAC